Molecule: messenger RNA, 1639 nt
Organism: Limulus polyphemus (Atlantic horseshoe crab)
Lineage: Eukaryota; Metazoa; Arthropoda; Merostomata; Xiphosura; Limulidae
Product: pirin-like protein
Exons: 8
Coding region: 275-1276 (333 amino acids)
Source: RefSeq, a predicted model, not a curated record
UUAAUUCAUCCCCUUUUCUGUACUCAAAGAGUAUAAUAGUUUAAAAAUUUGACUUAAAAGAUACAAAUGUAUGAUUAAGUAAACAUAAUAUUAAGUGUUCAGUUGGUUAUGAUAUGUUUACUGUUUCCAUGGUGCUAGACUAAACUGUGUUCUAGGCUGUGAGCUGCUGCUCACAAACCGAGGCAAGUGAUAUCGUACAAUCCACUACGUAAAACUUAACAUCACCAUAGAGAUCAAACCUGACUUUUUCUGAGUUCUAGGAAACUACAACAAAAUGCCACACAUCGUGCACCGUACAGUGUCCAGGACUGCUUCCUUACGUGUUCAAAAGGAAGGAGGAGGAUUUUUGGUCCGAAAGGUCAUUGGAGGCGUCAUUGAUAGUUGUGAUCCAUUCUUACUUCUAGACCACAUUGGUCCAGUGACUUACAAGCCAGGAGAAGCUCUAGGGGCUCCCGAUCAUCCCCACAGGGGCUUUGAGACUGUUACAUACGUCAUUCAGGGAGGAGUCAAACAUGAAGAUUCGGCUGGAAAUAAAGGAGAACUACGAAGUGGAUGGGUGCAGUGGAUGAGAGCCGGUAGUGGAUUGGUCCACAGCGAGAUGCCAACCGAAGAUUUGAUUCGUGACGGAGGAACGUGGGAGGGAUUUCAACUGUGGAUUAAUCUACCUUCAAAGGACAAAAUGAUUCCGCCGAGCUACAAAGACAUUCCACCUGAGUCAAUACCUGUAGUUGAGGACCCACAAGGUGGAGCCACCGUGAAAGUCAUUGCCGGCGAAUGUAAAGGAACCAAAGGGGCUAUAACCACACACUCUCCUAUUCUCUUUCUGGAUAUUCACUUGAAACCUGGAAGCUCAUUCACGCAUGAAAUCCCGCCAUCUUACAACGGGUUUGCUUACGUUUGGAGGGGAACUGGACACCUGGGCCACGACUUCCAGCUGGCUAAAACGGGAACUGUUGGUGUACUAACACAAGAAGGAAGCGUGUUUCUCAUGAAGGCAGAAGAAAAUGAGGAGUGUAAUGUCCUCUUGGUGGCAGGACAGCCUUUGGAUGAACCUGUUGUUCGAUAUGGCCCUUUCGUAAUGACUACAGACGAAGAAAUUCAACAGGCAAUCGAAGACUACCGUAACGGGAAAUUAGGGUUUGUACACCAGCCAGAUGGUGCAAGUGGUGGAACGCCCUCUGCAGAUUUUUCCAACCAAGACGUAUGUGCACCUUUAAGUGCUGGACCCCAUUCUUUUGGUGACACCAGCAAUGGUACCAGUGGGGAACAUGCUUGAAAAAAAAAGUAUUAUGUAGAAACAAUUAACCAAAUACUAUAAUCUCCAGAUUUGUCCACAAGCACUUCUAACAAUGGCACUUUUAAACCUACUUUAUAUUUUACAUACUGAUUAUAUUUAUGUCAUUAGUGAGUGUUCAAUUAUUUUCGUUGUUUGAAGUCGUUAUAAAAUUAAGAUUAAAUUAUUUAUUGAUACCAUGUAUUGGUUAUCUAACACGAUGAGUGUGCACUAAAAGACAUCUAAUGCUAAAGAGAAAAAUAGUAAGAGAGUAAAAGAGAAUAUAAUUGUGGUUGAGGGUUUUUCACAAAACACAUGGAACUGUUAUCGAGGUAGUUGUUAGGGCAUUGUGGUUGAGGGUUUUUA